AUGGCUGUUUUGCUGGAGACUUCACUUGGCUCCUUUGUUAUCGACUUGUAUACAGGAGAACGCCCGAAAUGCUCCCUCAAUUUUCUUAAACUAUGCAAAGUUCAUUACUACAGCGGUUGUCUAUUCCACAGUGUCCAACGGAACCUUGUGGCACAAACAGGCGAUCCGACUGGUACCGGCAGAGGUGGGAGUUCAAUAUAUGAACAACUGUAUGGAGAACAAGCUCGAUUUUUCGACUGCGAGUUAGUUCCAAAAAUAUAUCACAAGAAACGGGGACUGGUGUCAAUGGUCAACAAUGGCAAUGGUCAGCACGCAUCACAGUUUUUUGUUACACUCGCGGACGAUCUCGAUUAUUUAAAUGACAAGCACACCGUAUUUGGAGUUGUGUCUGAAGGAAAUGACUUCUUGUCGAAAAUAAAUGACGCCUAUUGCGACAAGGAAUCCCGACCUUAUCGCAACAUUCGUAUUCAUAGGACCAUUAUUCUUGAUGAUCCUUUUGACGACCCGGAAGGUCUUGAAGUCCCACCAGCUUCGCCAAAAUAUUUAAGGAUUUUUGAGGAUGUGGACGGUACUGGACCGCCCCGAAUCGAAGAGGACGAGGAAUUGGAAGGCGAAACCGGCGCGGAAGAAUUGACUGAGGCUGAACUGGCUGAACGGGAAGCGACGAAAGAGGCGCGUACAAAUGCCCAGCUGCUUACACUUCUUGGAGAUUUACCUGAUGUGGAUGCAAAGCCGCCCGAAAAUGUCCUUUUUGUCUGCCGCCUGAAUCCAGUCACGAGGGCCGAGGACCUUGAAAUCAUUUUUAGCCGUUUUGGUGAGAUUCUCUCAUGUGAGGUCAUCUACGAUCGUCGCACUGGCAACUCGCUCCAAUACGCCUUCAUCGAGUUCGCGCGUAAAGAGGACUGCGAGGAAGCUUUCUUAAAGAUGGAUAAUGUGAUAAUCGAUGAUCGACGAAUUCACGUAGACUUUAGUCAGUCAGUUGCAAAGGAAUGGUUUCAUUAUCGACGUCAGAGCCGCCAGGACGCUCGAACUCCACCACGCAGACCGUCGCCCGAUAGAAGGCCAAGCAGAGGGGAGGAUCGUGCUGGUAAAAAGGAUUCACGGGGAAAGAGUGAACGUUCUUCUCCUAGCCCUGAUCUCAAUGAUGCACCCCGGGAACCCAAAGGCAUGGAGUUUCUUCUCUCAGACCAGGAGGACACUAGUUCCGGUCGUUCAUCCGUUGAAUCAAAUAAAAAGCGUGAGAUGUCCAACAAGGGAAAAAUUCACAAACAUCUGCAAUUUCCCUAA
Mesocestoides corti is the source of this 1287-nucleotide messenger RNA. Lineage: Eukaryota; Metazoa; Platyhelminthes; Cestoda; Cyclophyllidea; Mesocestoididae. The record is from the annotation of a GenBank genome assembly.